Antechinus flavipes (yellow-footed antechinus) is the source of this 4725-nucleotide messenger RNA. It is a transcript of the gene INHBB, whose product is annotated as inhibin subunit beta B. The coding region runs from base 1485 to 2690 and encodes 401 amino acids. The record is from RefSeq and is a predicted model, not a curated record. Gene Ontology annotation, cellular component: extracellular region. The transcript is spliced from 2 exons. Gene Ontology annotation, biological process: BMP signaling pathway; SMAD protein signal transduction. Gene Ontology annotation, molecular function: growth factor activity; cytokine activity. Lineage: Eukaryota; Metazoa; Chordata; Mammalia; Dasyuromorphia; Dasyuridae.
CCUCCUCUUCCUCCUCCUUCUCCUCCUCCUCCUGGGGGGGGGGGGUGUGGAGAAUCAGAAGAGAGGAGAGACACCAUCCACUACUGCAACGCAAAGCCUUUUUUUUUUUUUUUUUUUUUUUUUGGCCAGCGUCUAUAAGCGACGCACGCAUACACAGCACAUACAAAUACACACAUACACGCACGCAAGGCGAUUGUGUUGCUUUUUUUCCCCCUGGGAGAAAAAAAAAAAGGGAGAGUAAAAGAGAGGGCAAAAGAGAAGAACUCAUCUGACCGAGAGAGGAUUUUCAUUUCGCAGCUGCUGCAUUCGGACUGAGCUCUUUCCUCUCCUCUCCUCCGUCUUGCCCCCCCUCCUUCUCCCUUUCUCUCUGUGUGUUUGUAUAUAUGUAUGUGUAUGUAUGCACACACUGAGGGCAUUGCGAGACUUUUAGACACCAGAUCUGAAAAAUACCGCCUCCGCCGCAGCGACAGGAAGAAGGGGGAAAAAUCACCACCAUCAUCACCAUCACCAUCAUCACCAACAAAUAAACGAUCCAGAGGGAGAAGAGGAAGAGAGGCAGAGUGAGAAAGAGGGUCGCUCGUUGAUGUGAUCUUUUUUUUUUUUUUUUUCUUUCUUAAAGACAACUUUGGCUGCGUGACGCGUCAAGGGAGCUGCAAGGGCUAAGAGGACAGGGUGCCCGGCGCCUCCCUAUAAAGCGGAGCCCAGCGAGUCACGACUCGGCAGCAGCACUGGCUGCCUCGAGGAGAAACUGUGUUUUCUUUUGCUGGGAGGGCGCUCAGGUGUGUGUUCUGGGGACCCGCUACAGCACAGAGACGGUGCUGGAACAUUUUAUGCCUUCUUUCUUUUCCAAGUUGAAUUAAGCCCUCUCACCUCACCUUGGCGACUUCGGACUAAAAUAAUUUUUUUCUUUUUCUUUAUUUUUUUAAAUUUAAUUUUUUGUUUUGUUUUUAAACGAGGACUGCAGGGGUGGCAAAUCCUAAGAGAAAUGAAGAGAAAGCUGCAGAUUUUGUUUUGCUUUGAGGGAUCUAGUUGGAUGUGACCCCUGUUGCUUGCCCUCUUCUUCUCGCCUUAUCUCCCCCUCCAGUCCCGGGGCUGCUCCGGCCGCUGCUUCCCCUCCCUGAAGCCCCAGCCCGGUUCUCUUUUCGCUUCCCUUCCCCCCUUUCCCCGUGAUCUGUUGCCUUCCCUCCAUCUCACCCCCUCCCCCUUCCCCUCCCCGCCCCGGGUUCCUCCCGUGCGCGCUUUCCUUCGCUUCGCUUCUCCCCACGUCCUCCUCCCCUUCCUCCCCAAGCAAAGAACUGCCGCCGAGGCUACAUACUCCCUACCCCCAACCCUAAGCAGCCUUCCCCUUCCCCCACCCCCCCAAACCCCAGACCUCCACUCCAGGCUCUUAGCAGUCAGCGAGGGGAAGAGGACCAGAGCUUUGGGGGGCGGGGGAGGGCGCGCGUUGUAUCCCUGGCUCCCUUUCUGCGCCCUCCUUGCGCACCAUGGACGGGCUGCCCGGGAGGGCGCUGGGAGCCGCCUGUCUUCUGCUCCUGGUAGCUGGCUGGCUGGGUCCGGAGGCCUGGGGCUCGCCGACACCUCUGCCUUCCCCUGCGGCCCCACCGGGAGCUGAGGGCGCUCCCCCAGACACUUGCACGUCGUGUGGCUUCAGGCGCCCAGAGGAGCCGGGCAAAGUGGACGGCGACUUCUUAGAGGCUGUGAAGCGGCAUAUUCUCAGUCGGCUGCAGAUGCGGGGCCGCCCCAACAUCACCCACGCGGUGCCCAAGGCCGCCAUGGUGACCGCCCUGCGCAAGCUGCAUGCGGGAAAGGUGCGGGAAGACGGCCGAAUGGAGAUCCCGCACCUCGACGGGCAUGCCAGCUCGGGCUCAGAUGGCCAGGAACAGGUGUCAGAGAUCAUCAGCUUCGCGGAGACAGAUGACCUUGCCUCUUCCAGGGUCCGCCUGUAUUUCUUUAUCUCCAACGAAGGCAACCAGAAUCUGUUUGUGGUGCAAGCCAGCCUGUGGUUAUACUUGAAAUUGCUCCCUUAUGUCCUUGAGAAAGGUAACCGGCGCAAAGUUCGGGUCAAAGUGUACUUCCAGGACCUGGACCGCAACGACAAGUGGAAUGUGGUGGAGAAGAAGGUAGAUCUCAAGAGGAGUGGCUGGCACACUUUCCCCCUGACCGAGGCGAUUCAGGCCCUGUUUGAGAAAGGGGAGAGGAGGCUCAACCUGGAGCUGCAGUGUGAGGGCUGCGAAGAGCUUGCUGUGGUCCCUGUCUUUGUGGACCCUGGGGAAGAAUCUCACCGACCCUUCUUGGUAGUGCAGGCUAGACUGGCAGACAACAAGCACCGGAUCCGAAAAAGGGGGCUGGAGUGUGACGGCAGGACCAAUCUCUGUUGCAGGCAACAGUUUUUUAUUGACUUCCGACUCAUUGGGUGGAAUGACUGGAUCAUUGCGCCCACGGGUUACUAUGGGAAUUACUGUGAAGGGAGCUGCCCGGCCUACUUGGCCGGAGUCCCAGGGUCAGCUUCCUCUUUUCACACCGCUGUGGUGAAUCAGUACCGAAUGCGAGGGCUGAACCCAGGGACCGUGAACUCCUGUUGCAUUCCAACCAAACUCAGCACAAUGUCAAUGCUGUACUUUGACGAUGAAUACAACAUUGUGAAGAGGGACGUUCCCAAUAUGAUUGUGGAAGAAUGUGGCUGUGCUUGAUUUAAGGGGUGGGGAAGCUGGGGUGGGGGGAGAACAUUCCCAGACUAGAUCCUUGCAGACGUCGGCGUUGACAAAAGUCACUGUGGAGAGUUGGGUCUGGCCGUUUCAUUGGGGUGCAAAGAUGGUGCCGGCUUGUGAAUCUUGGACAUUUAAAUUUUGCCAUUGCUUGAAAAAAAAAAAGAGAACCCAUGAAUGAAAUGAAAUACCUUAGAAUGCACAUGUACACAUACACACACACACACAUAUACACGCAGCCACACACACAGCCACCCACUGAGCAGCUUCCAGAAUACUAGCAAAUGGAUACAGUGACAAAUGGCAACCUAUCUAAAAACGCCUGUCAGUCCGAGCGAAUGGGUAAGCAGCCGUUAUUCCCACCAGCUGUCCAAGCUGAACUGAAAUGAGUUCUCCAUGCUCACAUAAAAGCACAAAGAGAGAGCGCUCGAGGACGAUGGGGAGAGAGGGAAUGAGGCGGGGGUUGGGGGGGUGCAGUAGGAGCUACGUUUCCUUAUGUGUUUCUGUAAGAGUGACUGUCACCUUUUAAGGCUCUACCUGCUGCUGAAGGUGAUGGCUUCCUCUCUCGGUUCAGGCUCAGUGAUGUUGAGAAUCACAGAUAUUCGUCUCUUCCUGAAGCCCUUCCAGAAAAAGAGAGGGAGGCUCCGAGAGAAUACAGUCAGACAGAGACAGUAAUGCAGAGGCAAAAACAGUGUGACUUUGCACUGUACCCUGACUUGUCACCCAAAUGAGAUUGUGGGGAGGGGGUGGAGACAGGGCUUGGGGGGGUGGUGGGGAGACACAUUAUUUGAUGCUUUAACUGAUCGCAGAAGGAGUUCCAUAGAUCAAUAUGCCAGUUGUGUAAACUGAAAAGGGACUUUUUUCUCCCCGGUCUAACCUUCAGUUAAAAAUCUGAACUGUUCUAAAUUGGGGGGAGAAUAUUCCAAGUUGCAGUCUGUAUUCUUGGAUGGGGCCUUCCUCCAGGACUGGUUGGGGCCGGGCAAGCAAGUCCUCUGUGGCCCAUGAACCUAUCAGUGGUCCCCCAAAGCGGAAGUGACAUGAUGGAUGGAUGCAUGCACCGAUCAGAGCUCCCAGUGUUUCACCUAGUAUCUGCAGAGGAGCAGUUUUAACUGGUCUUGGAAAGGAGGAGAAUGAAUGCUUUCGGUUUCCUCACCGGGAGAUGUCUACAACGGCCAAGAAGAUCUGAAAACACCGAUCCAGCAUAGCACUUGCAAAACAUCUUGAAGGCCUACUCUGUAACAGUUGCUGAUCUCCAUCCAUGUCUUCAGAAGUGGUACUUGACAGUGCAUUUACUGUGGCUCACCAUCUAGUUAAACAAGUGCCACGUGAGCUAUGCAAUUUAAAGUGUUGACCCAUAUUAGAUGAAACUGGACUUAAAAUAAUGACUUUUUAUAUUUUUUUAUACUUGAAAUGAAAUCUUUUGCUUCUUUUUUAAGCGAAUGAUUGCUUUUAAUGUUUGCACUGAUUUAGUUGCAUGAUUAGUCAAAAACUGCCAUUUGAAAAAAAAGAGUUAUUUUUAUAGCAGCAAAAAUGAAUACAGUUAAAUGUAUUAUACAUAAUUUUGGAACCAAAGAGGCCAACAUAUUAGUUAUGAUUUUUAUUAGAUGGCUAGGCCAUCACAUAGGAUGUAGACAUUCUGAGCAAUCCCUUGGGUGGCCUGCCAAUUAUUUCAGGGUACAAAUGGAUUUCGUUUAUUCAGUUCAAUGUUUUUUUCUAUACCAUACGCACACAGAAUGUAGAAAGAAAACAACUGUAGAAUGGAGAAGUGCAUCCUUAAAUCCCCAAUUUUAUGUUUAUUUAAUAAAGUACCUUUUAGGUUCUGUUUCAUAAUAAUUUAAAACCAAACAAUUUUCACAUAGAUUUGCUGUUAAAAUAUUUUACAUUUGUGUACAGUUUAAGUAAAUAAAAAAAAGCAAGAUUGAAAAUACUAUUCUUGCAGUAUAUAAUGUUUGGGGAAAUAUAGCUUUCAGAAUUGCUACAGUGGGUAGGGAAAAACUAAAUACAAUCAUGUUUGAUCUAA